Messenger RNA from Oldenlandia corymbosa var. corymbosa, 654 nucleotides. Lineage: Eukaryota; Viridiplantae; Streptophyta; Magnoliopsida; Gentianales; Rubiaceae. The record is from the annotation of a GenBank genome assembly.
AUGCCAAAACCGAAGAUGUCCCAAACAAACAAGAACAUGAGCAGAAGAAGAUUUGAAGAUGAACAGAUUAGAUAUCUGGAGAGGAUGUUCGAGGCAGAGGCUCGGCCCGAGCUGCGUGUAAAGCAGCAGUUAGCUGACAAGCUAGGCUUGCUGCCUAAACAAGUUGCCAUAUGGUUUCAGAACAAGAGAGCUAGAUCAAAAUCAAAGGUUAUUGAGCAAGAAUACAGCCUUCUCAAGGCUAGUUUUGAUGAUCUGUCCUCCAAGUUUGAGGCCUUGAAGAGAGAAAACCACUCCCUACACAUCCAGGUUCAGAGACUAAGGCAGCUGAAUAACACUGAACAGGAAGGAUCAAUCAAAGACAUCAAGAAGUUAGUAACAACAGAUGAGAUGCUGCCAGGAAGCUUUGUUGUGCUGGAAAAAAGCACAACCAGCCACAAUCUUUGCAAGACUCCGUCGACAACUGAAAAUUCAGAUGAAAAGUUUGAUUACCUUGGAGAAGACAGUUGUGGUCUUCAUGCCACACAACCAAUGGAUGGUUGUUACUACACAGGGGCUGACGACGACAGCUGUAGUUUCCAGACUGAUGAUCUUCUUGAACAUCAAAAUUGCAACUUGAUGUGGUGGGAGUGGCAAAAAUGUGAAAACAAUUCUUGA